Aspergillus pseudonomiae is the source of this 1812-nucleotide messenger RNA. Its product is annotated as ketopantoate reductase family protein. The transcript has a single exon. Bases 258 to 1508 code for a protein of 416 amino acids. Gene Ontology annotation, cellular component: mitochondrion; cytoplasm. Gene Ontology annotation, biological process: pantothenate biosynthetic process. The record is from RefSeq and is a predicted model, not a curated record. Gene Ontology annotation, molecular function: 2-dehydropantoate 2-reductase activity; NADP binding. NCBI's taxonomy places the organism in Eukaryota, Fungi, Ascomycota, Eurotiomycetes, Eurotiales, Aspergillaceae.
GCAGACAGUUAUACUAAUUUUUUUCUGUUGUUUUUGUGUCACUCAUAGAGGACUUGUUGUCUUGUAAUGCACAGCUAGUCAAUUCUAUGACCGUUGCUUAGGUUUUGAGCAUCCCGAAGACCAAUCUGGUCUGUAUAUCACGCCAUUCCUCCAAAGUGUUGUCCAUACUAGUACGCCGUCCGCGUUUGCGGACUGGCAUUUCCAAAUUCUGCCUUUCUGCGGCAGGCGAUGCUCAGUGCGGUUUUACCGUUCGUUAUAUGGCAACAUGGCAUCAGGACGCCGAGGAAGCGUCGAGAGAUAGCGGCAACCGCCGGCUUUCGGGCCGCAUACAUAUCCUGGGCCUUGGGAAUGUUGGAACAUUCGUCGCUCACUCUCUGGCCAGCCGGCCGUCUCCACCUCCUAUCACGCUUCUGAUGCACACUCCCAAUAUUUAUAGGUCCUGGUUAGAGAGAAAGAAAUGUCUAGCGAUCAAUACUAAUGGCCUGGAUGAUGUAAAAACGGGAUUUGAUGUCAAUGUGCUGAAUGACAAGACAUGGUACUCAGUACCAUACUGGAAUAAGGAUGGCACAGCAGAGAAUGGAAACGUUAGCAUUGACGGAUAUACUGAAGAGGUCGAUAAUGAGGAACUCUUCGCGCAGCCUGCCGACGAGCCUAUUGAAUGUCUGAUCGUUGCUGUUAAAGCACCUGUGACCGUGGCAGCGAUGGACUCUGUCAAGCGCCGCCUGACGCCUGAUUCAACGGUCCUGUUCCUCCAAAACGGAAUGGGCACCAUCGAUGAGCUGAAUGAGAAAGUUUUCCGAGACCCUCAACGACGUCCACACUACAUGUCUGGUGUUAUCUCCCACGGUUUAGCGCGAAGGAAAGAACCAUUCCAAGUCAGCCACACAGGCGUUGGCACAACUAUCUUGGGUUGUGUUCCACCGGCAGAUGCCGUUUCCCCAGCAAAUCAAGGGGAUGUUGAUUGGGCCCCUAGUACCAAAUAUCUGUUGCGUACACUGACGCUCACACCACCGCUUGUUGCUGUUGCGGAAACUCCAUCCUCCUUGAUGCUAUACCAGCUUGAGAAGCUCGCGAUGAACUGUGUGAUCAAUCCGUUGACAGCGAUAAUGAACUGCAAGAACGGAGAACUCCUCUACAACUAUAGCUUCACACGUAUCAUGCGGUUGCUCCUCAUUGAGAUCUCAAGUGUCAUCUGCGCUUUGCCCGAAUUACAAGGCAUUCCUGGAAUUGAAAGCCGGUUUUCUCCCGAGCGACUGCGGAUGAUGAUCGUGCAGCUGGCUAACAAGACAGCCAAGAAUCAUAGUUCGAUGUUGCAGGAUAUACUGGCGAGAAACCCUACGGAAAUCGAAUACUUGAAUGGUUACAUCGUACGUAGGGGCGAGGAACUCGGUAUCAAGUGUGUGGUGAAUUAUAUGAUGCAGCACCUGGUUCUCGCCAAACGCCUCCAAACGAAGCAGGUAGAGUCGGGUGCUAUUCCGAUUGAUCUGCUCCGAGAGCCCAAAAUAUGAACAUGCUCUCACACCUGUACAAUAUAAUGAAUUCGACUUUUGUGAUACCAUGUGCAAGCAAUUCCACUUAUGAAGCCUAUCGAUUUAACCAGAUACAGCUUUGGAGGCCUUAGCACAGAGGUCUCUAAUCUGUGUCCAUCGUUUCUUCAGCAUCUUUGCCCUUUGCUGAUCUUUCUGGUCUGUUUGACUAGAUCCCUUUCCCUCCAAGGUGGUGAUUACUAUGUCUGCUUCAUUCGAAUACGCUCUGAUCCACCCUUGGAUGAUAGCCUCCGAUUUCUUCUCAUCGGCACCCUUGGUGGAAUAA